Molecule: messenger RNA, 807 nt
Organism: Drosophila innubila
Lineage: Eukaryota; Metazoa; Arthropoda; Insecta; Diptera; Drosophilidae
Exons: 1
Coding region: 8-733 (241 amino acids)
Cellular component (GO): membrane
Source: RefSeq, a predicted model, not a curated record
CGUAGGAAUGGCCAAUCCUUGUCGCUGGUGCAACAUAUCCUCUAGCUUUCUGCUGGAGGCCAACGUAAUAAUAUUGGCAUUGGGCUGUGUCUUUAUGGUGGACCUCUACAAUCAUUUCCAUUUGAAGCGUAACACAUUGCCGCACAUUAACACAUCCCUGAAUAUAUGCCUGAGUGUUCGACUUUUCAUUAUUCGCAGCCUCACCAUUGUGGGUUAUCUAUCGAGUGGCAUAAUGGGCAUAAUUAUUGCCAGAUCGCUGACAAUCUUCAAAUUUGCCAGCUAUGUGCUGCUGAAUUGUAUGACGCUGAUCUUCACAUUGGCGAUCGGACUAUCACAGUAUGUUUAUAAGGCGGAUGGCAGAUACUACUCCAACAUGAUGUUGCAUGAUCUGUGGACGAAGAAUCAUAUUGAGCCGCUGGAGGCUCUAUUCGAUUGUUGUGGCAAGCAUGGUGCUAUCGAUUAUGAGAUUGCCAAUCGCACAUGGUCGAAGGCAUCCUGCUGUGAGUUGCCCAAUUGUGAGGGCUGUGAGAAUAUGUUCUUUGAGUUCCUCAACUCCUUAGAGAUGGAGAUUGCACGUGACAAUAUCAUUUUAUUUGUGUUUCUCUUCAUUGCCUUGCUGCUGAUUAUAGUGCACUAUAUGAAUUUGCAGCUGGAUGUGGAUCCUUAUGUAUCUGAGGAUGAAGAUGAUAUCGAAUCGGAUUCGGAUUCAUCUUCGUUGAAGCAUAAGCCAUGAUACGCAUCAUAAUCUCUGAUUCGCAAGUAAAUAAAAUUGCCGGACUCGCACUCCGGUUUCUUUAUCCUGCAAAA